This is a messenger RNA of Trametes versicolor FP-101664 SS1, 3135 nucleotides long. RefSeq lists its product as uncharacterized. The transcript has 15 exons. Gene Ontology annotation, biological process: negative regulation of transcription by RNA polymerase II. Gene Ontology annotation, molecular function: transcription corepressor activity. Gene Ontology annotation, cellular component: Sin3-type complex; chromatin. The coding region runs from base 1 to 3135 and encodes 1044 amino acids. Lineage: Eukaryota; Fungi; Basidiomycota; Agaricomycetes; Polyporales; Polyporaceae. The record is from RefSeq and is a predicted model, not a curated record.
AUGCAUAACAUUGACACCCCAGGCGUCAUUGAGCGCGAUUCAACACUUCCCGCCGACUACCAGAUCGAGACCACAUCCCAUCCCGACCCCAACUACAUUACCGUCACAACGCCCGUGGGCACUACAACACAGGCAACCAACAAUGUUUUCAACUACGGUGGAAAUACCGAACAUGCCCCCUUACCCCCGCCGCCAGCAAGCCACGAGCCGGAGGCACCCAUAGUAUCGCAAGAAACCUUGAAGCCCGCGCUCGACUACGUCACCAAGCCGGAGAUGUAUAGGAAGUUCCUGUCGAUUCUCUCGGAGUCCUCUGGCACGAUGCAGGAUCACAAGGAUAUCCGCGGAAUGGAGUCGUGGUCGGUGGCGUGCUUGUCGGCCAGAUAUCCGCAGGGCGAGACGUUGCGCAAGAUCGGCGUGCUGCUGCAAGACGCGCCUGAUUUGAUGCGCGACUUCAUACAGUUCCUGCCGGACGAGCAGACACAGAAGACGAACUCGCGCGCGAAGGCCGCGGAGCCGAAGCCGAAGAGAGGCGGCGGCGACGGGCACGCGUCAUCUUCUACCGCCGUCCCCCAGAAGAGGAAGAGAAAAGUUGCAGAUCACGACAAGGAGAAAGAGCCUCCUGCGAAGAGCAGCGCAAACAAGCUUCUACGGAAGACAAAAUUGCAAGCGUCGAGCGAGGCACCUUCACCGGCUUUAACUCAGCGGCAGGCCGUCCCUCCGCCUUCUCCACCCCGCGCGCCGCCUCAGCCGCCUCCACAGGCAUUCUACCCUCAGCACCAGCAGCCCAUGCCUCUCCCCCAACAUCUCUCGCAGUCCAUUCAGCAAUCAAACUCGCUUCAACCCAGCGACGACCGACAUUUCUUCGAGCGCAUCAAGCGCACGCUCGAUAACCGCGACACGUACAACGAGUUCGUCAAACUCGUCAACUUGUUCACGCAGGACAUCAUCAACACCACCCGUCUUGUGCGGGAGGCGAGGUCAUUCCUGGGUGAUGGCGAGUUGAUGGCGCAGUUCAAGGCUAUCCUUGGCUGGGAUGAGCGCAAGGACUGGAUCGCGGCUGAGGAGGAGGUGUGGACUCGUCCUAUGGGAGCGCUGGAUCGGCCCAGUCGGGAGCAGCUGCAUACGCGAUAUGGGAGCUUCAGGAAACUUCCCGCCCACGAGGUCCACGUGCAAUGCUCUGGCCGCGAUGAGAUGUGCAAUGCGGUGCUGAACGACGAGUGGAUCUCGCAGCCUACGUUCGCGAUCGAGGAUGCAGGCUUUAUCGCACACAAGAAGAACAUCUACGAGGAAACCCUGCACCAUAGCGAAGAGGAGCGGCACGAGUACGACUUCCACAUCGAGGCCAUACACCGCACAAUCCAGGUCCUAGAACCGUUAAACAACAAGAUCGCACAACUCACGCCCAAAGAGCGCGCCAACUUCAAGCUGAAGCCCAACCUCGGCGGCGUUGGGAAGGCGAUUCACCAGCGCGUGAUCAAGAAGAUAUACAGACGCGACACGGGGCUGGAGGUCUGGACGGCGAUGCAGGAGGUGCCAGCGACGGCGAUUCCGGUGAAACGUACGCAGCGCGAGUGGGACAAGGUGUGGCGCGAGGUUGACUUGCGCAACUACCACAAGUCGCUCGACCACCAGGCGGUGACAUUCAAGGCCGCAGACAAGAAGGCGGUCACGCAGAAGGUGUUCGUGUCGCAGAUCGAGGCCGCGCGUGACGAGCAGCGGGUGAAGCGGGCUGCGCUGAUCGACCCGCGCUUUGCACGCACGAAGCCGCAGCACCAGCUCGAGUUCGUCGCGGAAGACCCCGCGUUCUCGUUCCUCGACCGCACGCAAGGCCAGAUCGCGCUUGUGGACCGGAAGAAGAUCGAGAUGUUCUUCAGGUCAUUUGUCCCGUUCUUCUUCAUGCUCGACCCUGUUGCUUUCAACGCUGCGUUCGUCGCCCACCAUGAGUCGAUGGAUGGCGACGGGGAGGUGGAAGAAGACGUUGAGAUGAACGGUACCAGCGGAGGCAGCUCUCGAUCCAGGAAGAAGGGCGGAGGUGGUAACGCGGGCAACCUGCGGAAGCGGUUGCUGAAGAGCGAGCAGGCCAAGUCUAGCCAUCGUACGAGGGCUCAGGAGGCUGCCUCGCCGACUGCUUCCCGCUUCGCGUCCCCAGUGUCGUCCGACCCUAUGCAGCUCGAUGGCGAGCCUGUCAAGGGAGAGAAUGAGGUCACCUCUGGUGUUCGGCUGGAUAAGAACCCUUCGCGACGACGCGGUAGCUUCUUCACUAACACCGCCUUCUACGUCAUGCUGCAACUGCUUGAGCUGCUCUACUCUCGACUCCAGCUCUUCAAGAACAUCACCGCAGAGUUAUCCCGCGAGAAGUUGUUUGACAACGAACUCGAACAGCAUGCCUUUGAGGAGAUCAUGUGGUACCUGUUUGGCUUGAAGCAUGCAUACAAGCUGUUCACCGUAGACAAGGUCAUUGGCGCCUUGAUUAAGCAGGUCCAAGUCAUUCUGUCGGAUCCUAAGAGCCAAGAGAUGUUCGAUCUCUUGCGGCGAGAGCGCAAAAUCACGUCCCCGACGACUCAAGACCUCAACUGUCGCCGGAAUACUGAACGCGUACUGGGUCCUGAUGAGAACUUGUUCCGUGUGGACUGGCUCCCAGAGCCUAGGACGAUGACGAUCCAGCUCAUAGGCAAGGACGACAGCGCUUUUGACGACUCCGAAGUCCUCACUGGCUGCUGGCAGUCAUAUAUCGAGUCCUUCGUUUCGGUCACGAGGUUCCCCGCAUGUUCCGGUGAUAUGCCUGACAUCCUCGCUUGCGGCAGGCUCCAGAUCAAAGUCUGCGUGCGCACCUACCGGUUCUUCUUCAUCCCGCCCUCGGAGGACGUCGUGAUCCGUCUAUCCUCUGCGCAAGAGCGCGCGGACCCACACGUGCUAGUCGAACGGCGUACCGCGAAGCGCAAGAAGUGGAUGGAGGACUACGCGAGCAAGAUUGCGGACGAACAAGAGCCCAUUGUGGAGGACACUGAAGGGUCAGCCGCUGAUGUCCAUCUCUCCGCCUUGACGUACCGUACUCACCGCAUACCAUUGACAAUAUACCGGCCGUCCCUGGUGUGCCGCUGUCAGCACAUGCUCGCUGACCAGCUCGCAAAAUAG